Molecule: messenger RNA, 1119 nt
Organism: Rhipicephalus microplus (southern cattle tick)
Lineage: Eukaryota; Metazoa; Arthropoda; Arachnida; Ixodida; Ixodidae
Product: protein lifeguard 4
Biological process (GO): negative regulation of apoptotic process
Cellular component (GO): membrane
Source: RefSeq, a predicted model, not a curated record
UGGAGUUUCCUCUUUUGCCAAGCUUGCAUUUCGUUUGGUUUCGUGUAACAGCAGUAGUUGGUGGUUGCCGUCGCAGGGAACUAGUGUGCCGUGCGCUGUUUCGCUGAGCUCUCGCCGUUGUCCCCUUGUCGAACCAAAAGGCCUACCGCUUCGACUGUAUUGCUGCACUGCGGCCGUGUUUCGUGACAAGCAUCUCCAAGUGCGCCGCCUGCGCUCAGGCGAGAACCAACGGUGUUUCUAGUCCUCGACCAUGGCUGACGUGAAAAUCAGUAUGGACGACAGAGCAGGGCAGUCGUCGAUUCUGGACGAUUUUUGCUAUAAUAACAACGUCUCGAAAGCAAACGUCUACGUUCGACUCGGUUUCCUGCGAAAGGUCUACGGCAUCCUCAGCAUUCAACUGUUCGCUACGACGAUGAUAGCAGCCUUUGGAAUGUUUACUCCAGCAGUCAAGCUCUACAUAAGCCAGAACCACUGGAUGGUGAUGGGAGCCUUCCUCCUGUCGAUGGCACUCCUCCUGGCCCUGAUGGUGAAGAGGCGGGAGACGCCCACAAACUACUUUCUCCUGAUGGGCUUUACCAUUGUGCAAGCUUUCACUGUUGCUGUUGUUGUGUCCUUCUACGACCAGAUGGCAGUGCUGCAGGCUUUCCUGCUCACGCUGGGGGUCACCGGCGGUCUCACGCUCUACACCUUCCAGAGCAAACGGGACUUCUCAACGUGGGGGGCAGGACUGUAUGCGUUCCUGAUGGUAUUGCUGCUGGGGAGUAUGUUGCAGUUCUUCCUGACCUCCAGUCACCUCGAGUUUGUGCUCUCACUUGGUGGAGCAGUGCUCUUCUCCUUUUUCAUCAUCUUCGACACGCACAUGUUGAUGCAUCGGGUCUCUCCCGAAGAGUACAUUCUGGCGACCAUCGAGCUAUACCUGGACAUCAUCAACCUUUUUCUGCACAUUCUGCGCAUCAUCGGGGAGGCGAGGAGGAAUUGAUGAGAGAAAGGCAUGUCACACGCCAGGAGCAUUUUUUGUUUUGUGCGAGGAGCUGCAAAGCGGCUCACUGUUACCCAAGACUCUGCUGGCAUUCCAAUGGAUUAGAUGGAAACAUGGAAGUAAAAAAUUCAUCUCUUCAA